Cooperia oncophora is the source of this 495-nucleotide messenger RNA. The record is from the annotation of a GenBank genome assembly. NCBI's taxonomy places the organism in Eukaryota, Metazoa, Nematoda, Chromadorea, Rhabditida, Trichostrongylidae.
AUGAUCAUCGCUGUCGCCAAUGAAUCAAUUUCUCAACGAAGAAGAAUCCUUCUAGAACGCUCAAGUUCGUCGUCGGGUUGUAGUUCGUCAGCUACCUGUGAGCUGUACGAUCUGGCCACGGCGCACGCACUUCUUGCCCGGCAACAGCAGCUGAUCCAACAAGCAAAUUUUCCACUGAUUUCGUCGGCGGAGCUCGUUCAACAGCUGGCUCAUCAUCAGCAACUGCAACAAUUGCAGCAUCACAUACAAGGAAUUGUGCACCAUAAUCUAGUUGGCGACAUGGCACUCGUGUCGCAUCCGGCGACAGCGGCCGCAGUUGGCGCUGCGCCAAUGUAUGCCGGUAACGUUGUGAAACAGGAGAAGAAAUCCCAAGUACCGACACCACAUCAAGUACUGCAAAUGCAACAACAGCAAUUACCACAGAGAUCUACUCUUCACUCCAGUCCAUUUGUGGCCAGUAUCAUUUUCCCGCUGUUGAUGGGUACCAAAUUGUAA